AGUGAAAAUACAGAACACUGGUGGCUCUGGCAAACCGAUAUUUUAGUAAAAGUAAUACAGCUUUCAUGUAAACCACCACUGCUGAUCACUUAACUCGUUCCAUUCCACUAGUUGUCUCACAUGAGGCAGAGGGUUAAACUGGUCUCUGAUGGGUGAGAGGAUGUGACGCUACUGGUGGUGCUGGUACAUAAUACCGACCCGCACUGGCUGCAGCUUCAGGCUGUCGUUUUUCAUUUCACUUUACUGAGGAGCAGUACUUUCAUAUCUUGGAGCAGCUAACGUCCUGUGUGCACAUCCAGUCUGUUCUUCCAGCAUGGCAGAUUACUUAAUCAGUGGAGGUACAGGCUACGUUCCUGAAGAUGGACUCUCAGCUCAGCAGCUCUUCUCAAUCGGAGAUGGCCUUACAUACAACAGAUCUGACCAACAGUACGUUAUCUCCGACAGUCAUACGGCAGAAGAGCUAUGCUCUGAAGGAGAUGGGUUGACUUACAAUGACUUCCUGAUUUUACCUGGCUUCAUUGACUUUACCUCGGACGAAGUGGAUCUGACAUCAGCACUGACCAGGAAGAUCACACUGAAGACCCCUCUCAUCUCCUCCCCCAUGGACACUGUCACAGAGUCAGCCAUGGCAAUUGCUAUGGCGCUAAUGGGAGGCAUUGGCAUCAUUCACCACAACUGCACACCAGAAUUCCAAGCUAAUGAGGUCCGCAAGGUUAAGCGGUUUGAGCAAGGUUUUAUCACAGACCCAGUUGUGAUGAGUCCACAGCACACAGUUGGGGAUGUGUGUGAGGCCAAAGUAAGACAUGGUUUCUCUGGUAUUCCUGUCACAGAGACGGGCAAAAUGGGCAGCAAACUGGUGGGCAUCGUCACCUCCAGAGAUAUUGACUUCCUUUCUGAGAAAGACCAUAACAAACCUCUGGAGGAGGCUAUGACUAAGAGGGAGGAGUUGGUUGUGGCUCCAGCUGGUGUUACACUGAAAGAAGCCAAUGAUAUUUUGCAGCGUAGUAAAAAAGGUAAGCUUCCCAUUGUUAAUGAUAACGACGAGCUGGUGGCCAUUAUCGCUAGAACAGAUCUGAAAAAGAACAGGGACUAUCCUCUGGCCUCUAAAGACUCACGCAAACAGCUGCUGUGUGGCGCUGCCAUCGGCACCAGGGACGAUGAUAAAUACAGGCUAGACCUGUUAGUGCAGGCUGGAGUGGAUGUCAUUGUACUGGACUCUUCACAAGGCAACUCACUGUAUCAAAUCAACAUGAUCAGUUAUAUCAAAGAGAAGUAUACAGAUUUGCAAGUGGUGGGAGGAAAUGUGGUUACAGCAUCUCAGGCCAAGAACCUGAUCGAUGCUGGUGUGGACGCCCUAAGAGUGGGCAUGGGCUGUGGCUCCAUCUGCAUCACACAGGAAGUCAUGGCAUGUGGGCGGCCCCAGGGGACCUCGGUGUACAAGGUAGCAGAGUAUGCCAGGCGUUUCGGCGUGCCAGUGAUUGCCGACGGUGGCAUUCAGACUGUGGGCCAUGUGGUGAAAGCUCUGUCACUCGGAGCAUCGACUGUUAUGAUGGGCUCGUUGCUAGCAGCAACCACUGAGGCUCCAGGAGAGUACUUCUUCUCAGAUGGUGUGCGGCUGAAAAAGUAUCGUGGUAUGGGCUCACUAGAUGCAAUGGAGAAGAAUACCAGCAGCCAGAAACGCUACUAUAGCGAGGGUGACAAGGUGAAGGUAGCCCAGGGUGUGUCUGGCUCAGUCCAGGACAAGGGCUCCAUUCACAAGUUUGUACCAUACCUGAUAGCUGGUAUCCAACAUGGCUGCCAGGACAUUGGGGCAAAGAGUCUGUCUGUCCUCCGUUCCAUGAUGUACUCCGGAGAGCUGAAGUUUGAGAAGCGGACCAUGUCUGCACAGGUUGAAGGAGGCGUUCAUGGACUUCACUCUUACGAGAAGCGGCUUUACUGAACAGGGGGAUGGAGCUCUGAUCAGCGGUGCACGUAACAUACCCGAUCGAACAGUGACCAAAACUUAAACCGCCACCGCUGUUAAAAUACACACCACCCCACUAUACCCUCUCUGCCCUCCAAGCAUUGUUCCACUCUUGCUUUCUCUCUGAUCCAAACCAGCUUGUGUUGGGGAGGAAAGAGGCACCGUAGCAAAGUGAGACUCUUCAAACUGACACCCGACUCUCGGAACACCUGGGAUCUUGCACUCAAUAAGUGGCGCAUCAGGGUUUGGAAUGACAUACACACCUGUAUCUUGAGUGUGCAGCUGGAUCCCGUGUGUUUGUGUGUGAUGUUAGCAGUGAGACAAUGAGGUGUGUGUCUGAAUGUGUGUUGGGA
Monopterus albus (swamp eel) is the source of this 2316-nucleotide messenger RNA. It is a transcript of the gene impdh1b, whose product is annotated as IMP (inosine 5'-monophosphate) dehydrogenase 1b. The coding region runs from base 314 to 1939 and encodes 541 amino acids. The transcript has 16 exons. Lineage: Eukaryota; Metazoa; Chordata; Actinopteri; Synbranchiformes; Synbranchidae. Gene Ontology annotation, cellular component: cytoplasm. The record is from RefSeq and is a predicted model, not a curated record. Gene Ontology annotation, biological process: GTP biosynthetic process. Gene Ontology annotation, molecular function: IMP dehydrogenase activity.